AGCCGUACUCCCUCUUCUUUUAUCGGUGGCAGCUAUAACGACCAACGUUGCUUUCCCGAUCAAUCAUCGAGUUUGUGCGUCUUAAAUUAAAGACCAGCAAAACAAGAACCAUGAAGCCUCAUUCUACUUCGUCGUCCUCUUCGUGCUUCUACCAUUGCUCUUCAGCUGUUGGUAUGCCUUGCAAAUCGAUGUAAUCUGGGUGCGUUCUUCAGGCGGAUGAACUUCCGAUACUCAUCUUGCAUCCCUUUUUCUCGAAAAUAUGUAUUGCAUGACUACAAAAACAGGAUAGAAGUUUUUCACUGUUGUUUGCAGAAACGCAGUUUGUAAGGUGUGCAAAGUAUCUUCGGACAAUGACAGAGCAUGAAACAGGUUCACCAUGCUCGCCUCCACUUGGAAGUGUUGGCUCAAUCAUCCAUAGUUCAGCAUUAGAAAUAACUAAAAUUUGUUCCAGGCCCAGACAUCUUUGCAUUUGAUGGUCGGGCGAGCAGCGGCCACCGGGCGGCCAUGCACGAACAGGGGAGGUGGUCCUGCACAGAGGAGAACAAUUGCGCGGACGUUUAGCAGCUCACAAAGUACAUGCUCGGCUCCUAGUGCUCGCACGGGAUGGCCAGCGUCCUUCACACAGCCACACACUCCAGCGAUUUUGUUCAACCGCCAGCAGCGGCGGCAGUUGUAUCAAGGUUUAGCUGGGAAAAAAAUCAACCGCGUAUGCAUUUUGCAAAAGUAUCGCACUCGUGCCAAGACUAAUUGUAGCUAGAUCUGCGUGAAGUAGACAAAGCUGCUCCUUCCGAACCCUAAGCUGAUGAAACUGCAUAUACAAACUGAAAUUCUCACUCUGAGUCAUAGUACGAGACCUACAAUACUUUUGCAAUGCAUACUGCACCCCCUUCGGCAACAAACUCCUCCUAAAAGAGGUGGAGCAGAAGCCGGUGCACUGGGUGUCGGUAAAGUACGAAAAAGACCGAUACGCGAAUUACCUGAAAAAGUCCCAGGCGGACAUUGGAGGCUUGUUUUCAUCGGAGGAAAGAAAAGAUUUACUCCAAGAAAACUACCCAGGAGGGACCGUAGUUGGCCAAAACAAGACCGAAGCUGGCGGACUGUCAGGAGCCUCAGGGUCGAAUAAAAAUGUGAAGGUCAACGAGGCGCUGCGGGUAUACCGGGCCUUGCGACCAGACGCGCCUUCGUUUUAUAUGCAGAAAAAAAGACUGUUUAGCGUACCUUCAUGAUGCGCACGCAACAUCACGCGAGAUAAAGGUGCGGUCAGGAAUAAUAAAUUGUAGGUGUGUCCAUUCAUGCAUGUUUUCGCAUACUAUGCAUCUGUUCGGUUUCUCCAAGAAAUUCACACGUACGCACAUUUUUUCUUGGAUAUUGUACGAAGAGGACGCCAUGUAUCGCUUGCAAGCCGCCAUGAACAAGGCUGCGAAGGAAGAUCUUGAGCAAAGCUCUGCCGUGUCGCCGUUCUCCUCCUCAACUGCAGCUGACGUAAAAGAGGUGGGGGUCGUCGUAGAAGAAGAUGCGGUGCCGACGACAUUUUCCGGUGCUACUGAAUCGCAACUCUUGCAGAAAUUAGCUCCAGCAGAGGGGGACGGGGAAAGCGAAAAAUGCGGAAAAGUAGCAGACCAUCCAGGUCCUCAACUACACGAAGAAUCUACUUGUUUCCUUGGGAAGACACCCGCUCCGGUAACAGAAACGGGUAGACUAGCAUCGGACACUCCAGCUGGAGGUGUCGCUUCUAUUGCAACAACUACCUGUGGCCACACGACCUUCCCCUACAAUCCCCUCCUCUCUGGCGCACUCGCAAGUACUACAGGAGGUGGUGACACGAACACGUCGUUAAUGGCAACUACAACGGCAUCCACUGGUGCACUGACAACAGCACAGACCUCGUCCGGUUCUACCUUUCCAAUCGCGUCUUCCGGCUACCUCCCGACUAUUAACGCUGACAGCUACGUUAUGAGAGUGCAAAACUCAUCCCCCUCCCCCUGAUUUGUAAUAUCGAAUAAACCGCAAUUAUACAAAUGCCAGAUCAACAUCAUCUGGAGCCUGUGUGUGGCAAUGAAUUCACGCGCCUUGUUGCGUAGUUGCUGUUCGGGAUUCCAUCUCCAGAAAUUGUCAUGCAAAUACCAGUGCAAGAUAAAGGAAGCGCACCAAUUGGAUUUGGGAUUUUGCACAUGGCAAAUGAGGGCAUCCGGGGACCACGAGUUGUGAACUCUCAUACAAGUGUUCGCCCUAGAGGCGCUAAUGGACGAUCUGGCGGAUGACUUGGAAACGAUCUACUGCAAAAUCUUCCUCGGUUUAGAUGAUGAAAACCUGCACCUGCUGCAAGAGCAGCUGAACCUGGAGCGCUACGAGAAUUGCGGAACGGACGAGAUAAAUGCGACUUCCGCCCUACAGACUGACGAAAAAUUCCGAAAUGUCAUGGAGGAAAGUGAUACGCUGUUGAAGAGUUUGCAAGGAAAGAAAGGUGGAGAUGACGGCAGUGGAGAUCAAAAUGGCGCCAGUACCACUGACGCAGAUACAACUUUAGAAAGCGACGAUAUGGAAGCGUCAGGUUUGAAAUCGUCAAAGUUGAAACGAUUUGUAAUGCAUAAAAUGCAUGACCCGAGGUACGGGCGUUGCAGAGCAGGCAAGUGAGGCCGAUUGUAAGCCUGUUUGGGGUUACAGCUCGAGCUGCUAAAGUAGCAUGAUAAAAUCGCUCUUCUUUGCCUAAACAGCAUGACAAACUGGAUUUAAGGGCCACCAAGAUUUGUCAUGCGCCACUUGGAAACUGGGUUCCAACCGGCAUCCAUUUCAUGCAUGACAAAUUAUUUCAACUUUGCCGAUUUCAACUCUGACACAUCCAUAGACGAGGGCUCUUACGACCACCUCGAUGGAAUGGAGGUCGAGGGUGAGACAGACGCUGCCGGCUUUCUUUCCACGGCCUCGCGACACGCCGCGCAGCAGCUGAACCGCUUCAGGAAGCAAGAGCUCCGGGAACUAAACGAGAUGAAACACUCGCCGCGAGACCGGCUUCAGAAAUUGGUGCAGCGCAUGGCAAACUUUUUCCAAUUGCCCAAGGACCCCACAAAAGUCGCGGAAUUUGUGGAAUUGCACUGGGAUAGAUGCUUCACACACUUGCUGGGACCGGAAACGGUGUUGAAUUUCUCGAAAAAAGACUUCACCAAAUUUCUCGAAGGACACUUAGAUCGGGUCCUGCAGAACCGGAGAUUGAAUGGGGACCGUCUCCGGUUUCAGGCAAAGAAUAACGUGCUGGAAAAUGCGUUCUACGCUUUCUCCGAGGAUUUUCUGUACGAUAACUCCCCACUUUAUGCAACACAAAAUCGCCCCCGCGGCUACCGCAGCCGUUUACACGUGGAACAUGCAGCGUCACAGGUUUUCCCACCAAAUGAGGUUAUGCCAUUUUGGUUCAAUCAUGCUAAACAGGCUUGCAAAAUGCAUAUGUAAUAUAGAUUUUUCAUGCAGAAACGACAUUUGUUGCACGUGUACGACGAUUUUUCUGUGGAUACCUUGCCGUCAAAGCUGGUCGACGAGCGGAACCUUGUGGCUGACUUCCCCGUGGAGGAAAUGGGGGAAAGGUUUGCGGAUAUGGCGUUCUCAACUGAUACAUUCUCAACUGUUACAUGAAUUUGUGACGCAAGAAUGGCAAAAGUGAAAGGGGUGACCUUGCGCGUCUUGCAUGACAGAUCUGGCACAGAUUCCGAGCCUGUUUGACUCUUCGAGAAUUUGUCAUGCGAAGCAGCUUGAUCGCGUCGGUUUUGGCUGUGCUUUUGCAUUACAAAUCAUGUAACAGUUGAGAAUGUAACAUUUGAGAACGCCAUAGCGGAAGUCUUGAGGUUAUUUGCGGGCCUGGGAGAUGAAGUUGUUGGAACAUCAGGAGCCACUUCGACAUCGACUGCUAUUGGAAACCAGUUUCAGGACUUUCUGUUCGCCCUGGAAAAGAUCGGACUGUUAUGAUCCAAGAUCAAAUCACCAUCAAAUCACUCACCCAACCAGCCUGCAUAUUGAUUCAGGCAAUAUUUUUGACACUUGAUUUUGAGCAAAGAGUUGUACGUGUAACAGUAACAGAAUCCGAUUUAUGCAUAGCAUGGUACAAGACAGGUUUGCGGUGGUCGACGUGAAGAUGGUGGUUUCCGUCAGGAUACUUGCGAAGUUGGUUGUAUGGAAAUGUCAGAAUCGAAAUUCGCAAAAUCGAAAAAUUUGUAAUGCAUAAAAUGUAGGGCACGCAUGGCCUGUGUUGGGGAGCAGGCAAAUGAGACCGAGUGCAAGCCUGUUUAGGGGAAGGCGAUGCGCUGCCAAAGUAGCAUGGCAGGAGCAGUCUUCCUUGCCCAAACAGCAUGACAGGCUGGAUUCUGUUGCUCCCGAAAUUUGUCAUGCCCCACUUGGAAACUGCGGCUCCAACUGGUAUCGAGUUUAUGCAUCACAAAUUAUUUCGAUUUUGUUGAUGAUUUCGAUCCUGACACCCCCAUAGGUUGGAAAGCACGGACAUGAUGCAGGAGCUAGAGAUGAAAUUUCCACAGGGCGGUAACGAUAGCACCAGCAGCAGCGGCAGCUCACAAAUGACAGCAGCAGGAACAAAUUCUACCGCAAUGAUGAACCAAGCCAAGGUGCUCCGCGCGAGCAAUUUUAUGUUGAAGAGCGUGAAUCGUGGCAAGACCAAUUUUCUGCAGUUUGAGGCGUGCGACCCGUACAAGAUGCUGCACUCGAUCCCCUGCAUGAGCGUGGAGGAGGAACUAGAAAAGCACGGGAACCCCAACGAAAUGGUCCUUGCGGACGCAGAUCUGGAGCUGUGUCUACAGAAGUAUUUGAUAAAGCAGAGAGUAUUGGAUCACCAGGACGUCAAAGAUGGCCGCGAACGCGAAGGAACAGUGGAACGAGGCGAAUUCCUGCCGACAACGUCCUCCUCCUCCCCCUCUUCCCCCGCAGCGACACUGGACCAGCUUUUCGCGCACGAGAGAGAAAACCUGUCUAAGCUCACCUCCGGUCCGCUCCAGUUCGACUUUAAGGAAGAAAACUUCCGCUGGAAGGUCCCGGAAAACGUGAUUUUUGACCCGUUGAAGCGGUGCUACGUGAAGCAGCAGAAGGGCGUGGACCCCCUGCUGAAGCUGGACUCCUUUCGCCAGGUGUGCGUGGAACUGCGGCGGAUGGGAGCGAUGUGCCGUGCGGGGCGGCUGUUUUAUUUCCGGGCCAUUGUGCUGGUCGGAAACGGCCGGGGAACGUUCGGCGUCGGCGUGGGUUUCGGCAACACCAGUCAGGAAGCAAGGAAGGACGCGGCGACGAAGGCGCUCUGCAAACUGGAGUUCAUCGACUACGACGAGAAUAGCGGGCUGCUCCCGACUCCGGUGCGGGGCAAGGAGUUUGGGCAGACCGUUACGAUCACGCCCCGGGCCAUCGGUCGGGGCCUGCAGUGCAACAAGCGGUUCCUCCCGCUGCUCUACAUUCUGGGGCUGGACAACGCAAAGGUCACCUUCAAGGGAAAUCAGUGGUUCUCCCGGGUGAAGGCGAUCAAGCGGGCGGUGUCCCUGAUCUACAGCCGGAAGACGCUGGCAAACUCCACGGGGCAGCGGUACGCGCUGCUCACGUCGCCGGGGGACCACUGGGUGCACUGGCCUGACCGGUGGUUCGACAAAAUCCGGGAGUCCUACCUGUCGAAAUAUAAGGCGGCGAAGCUGUAAGAAACGGAAAGCUGGUUGAUACUUCCACCGUGUUUCUUUUUACUACGCGCACAAAUAGGAUGAAAUACGUCGCAUGUUGAUGAAUCAUCGAUGAUUUUUUUUAUUUGGGAGGAGGAACUUUUUCAGAAUCAGAAGAAUAAAGUUAAAGAUCCUCCACUUCACAACUUGUGCCAUGCAGAAGUUCUUCACUUAGACUGUUGGCAAAGCAACCAUUUGUGAUGCGUCUGGUACGGCUGCGGGAGACAGACAAGUAUCGAAUUUUGCACCCGCAUAAGCUGGUCCGGAAGCAGAUCUUGCAUUUCAAGCACCGCGGGAACACCAUUGCCCACGCCGGGGAGCUGAAACCAGGUUGGACAAAGCACGCCUGGAUGAACCCCUUGCAAAAAUGGAUGCGGAAAGACCUGCAGGCGAACCGCUUUGCGUACAACUUGCGAGCGGGGCCGGGCGGGGGAAGCGCGACAAUGAUGAACCAGGGUGGAGGAGGCGGCGGAGGGGGUCUUGCUCAGCAAUAGGGCAAGAAGUUGGAUGGUCUGUUGAAAAGGCGAUGAAACUAACCACGAAAGACGCUAGUACUAGGUAGUAGUGCAGCUCUUCACUUCUAAAAUCGUGGUUACUUUAUUUUUUGGAGGUGCCUGCGCAUUCUAGUGCGUGAGUUAAAUGACUUCACGCUCGUCAGAGAGCAAUACUCAGCAGCACCACGACGAAGAUGCAGCACUACUCCUGGUGCAUGAAGUGUAACCGAUAUGAAGCAAUACUCAGCAGUGCAACUACCGAUAUAAAACCGUAGAAAAUCAUGGACACGGAAGAUUCUUCCGUGUCCAAAGGCUCUUCUUAGGAGAGCCUUCCC
Messenger RNA from Amoebophrya sp. A120, 6519 nucleotides. Lineage: Eukaryota; Dinophyceae; Syndiniales; Amoebophryaceae. The record is from the annotation of a GenBank genome assembly.